Molecule: messenger RNA, 663 nt
Organism: Sparassis crispa
Lineage: Eukaryota; Fungi; Basidiomycota; Agaricomycetes; Polyporales; Sparassidaceae
Product: Glutathione S-transferase 1
Exons: 5
Coding region: 1-663 (220 amino acids)
Source: RefSeq, a predicted model, not a curated record
AUGUCUAAACCUCUCCUCCUAUACACGGGUCCGACACCAAACGGUCACAAAGUCUCCAUCUUCCUCGAAGAGCUGAAGCAAACAUAUGAAGGACCCGAUUACGACGUCUUUUCCAUCAACAUCAGUACCAACGUCCAGAAGGAGCCUUGGUUCAUCAAGCUGAACCCGAACGGACGCAUCCCGGUGCUUGUUGACCGCUCCCGAAAGGACUUCGUGGUCUUUGAGACUGCCGCGAUCCUCCUAUACCUCCAACAGCAUUAUGAUAAGGAGAACAAAUUCGGCUUCGACAAGGACAAGGAUGCGGACAACUACAGCGAGAUGCUGCAGUGGAUUUUCUUCGCCCACGGAGGAGUCGGCCCCAUGCAGGGACAGUCGAACCACUUCCAGCGGUAUGCUCCGGAAGUCGUCCCGUACGCGAAAAAGCGCUACCUGGACGAGACGAAGCGUCUAUACGGCGUGCUCGAGAUCCGCCUGACUGAUCGCGACUGGCUUGCUGGGCCUGGAAGAGGCACGUACAGCAUCGCUGACAUAAACGUCCUUGCAUGGAUCAGAUUCCACCAGAUCGCGGGAGUGGAGAGCCUCGAUGAGUGGCCCCACGUCAAGGGGUGGCUGGCGAAGGCGCUAGAGCGCCCCGGUUUCCAAGCUGGUAUCAAGGUUCCGUGA